AUGGCCGCGAAGUCGGAUGGAGAGGCGGCCGCGGCCGGCCCGGGGCCGGAGGGGGCGGCCGGAGGAGCCCGGAGUGGUGCGGGCGGGCGCGGGGAGGCGGCAGCGGCGGCGGCCGAGGGCCCCGGAGUGACCGGGGCUGGGGGCUCGGGGCCGCGCUACGAGCUGCGGGACUGCUGCUGGGUGCUGUGCGCGCUGCUCGUGUUCUUCUCCGACGGCGCCACGGACCUGUGGCUGGCGGCCUCCUACUACCUGCAGGGUCAGCGCACCUACUUCGGCCUCACGUUGCUAUUCGUGCUCCUGCCCUCGCUGGUUGUGCAGCUGCUCAGCUUCCGCUGGUUCGUCUACGACUACUCGGAGCCUGCGGGCGCCCCGGGACCCACCGUCAGCAGCAAGGACAGCGGCACCGGCGGGCCUUCCAUCAGCACCAAGGACAGCGCCACCGCCUUCCGGACCAAAGAAGGCAGCCCCCAGCUGGGUCCCGGGCCCGAGCCCUCCUCGGCCAGCUCCUACCGCCGCCGCUGCUGCCGCCUCUGCGUCUGGCUGCUGCAGACCCUCGUCCACCUCCUGCAGCUCGGCCAGGUCUGGAGGUACCUGCGCGCCUUGUACCUGGGGCUGCAGAGCCGCUGGCGCGGGGAGCGGCUGCGGCGCCACUUCUACUGGCGGAUGCUGUUCGAGAGCGCGGACGUGAGCAUGCUGCGCCUGCUGGAGACCUUCCUGCGCAGCGCGCCGCAGCUCGUGCUGCAGCUCAGCCUCCUGGUGCAGCGCGGCAGCGAGCCCGACCUGCUGCCCGCCCUGUCCACCUCUGCCUCACUCGUGUCCCUGGCCUGGACGCUGGCCUCCUACCAGAAGGUGCUGCGGGACUCACGGGACGACAAGCGGCCACUGUCCUACAAGGGCGCCGUGGCCCAGGUGCUGUGGCACCUGUUCACCAUCGCAGCUCGCAGUCUGGCCUUCGCGCUCUUUGCCAGCGUCUACAAGCUCUACUUUGGCAUCUUCAUUGUGGCCCACUGGUGCGUCAUGACCUUCUGGGUCAUCCAGGGCGAGACAGACUUCUGCAUGUCCAAGUGGGAGGAGAUCAUCUACAACAUGGUGGUGGGCAUCAUCUACAUCUUCUGCUGGUUCAACGUCAAGGAGGGCCGCAGCCGCCGCCGCAUGGCCCUCUACUACUGCAUCGUCCUGCUUGAGAAUGCCGCGCUCACUGGCUUCUGGUACUCCAGCCGCAACUUCUCCACCGACUUCCGCUCGCUCAUCCUGGUCUGUGUGGUGGCCUCCAGCUUCGCGCUGGGCAUCUUCUUCAUGUGUGUCUACUACUGCCUCCUGCACCCCAACGGGCCCAUGCUGGGUCCCCAGGCGCCUGGCUGCAUCUGCCCGGAGUCCCCAGGACCCUGUGGCCCACCAGCCGACGCCGUCACAAGUCCCCCAAGAUCCCUGCCAAGGACUACAGGCGCUGAGAGGGAUGGGGCCUCAGUGGGGGGCGAGCGUGCAGGGACCCCCACGCCACCUGUCUUCCAGGUGCGGCCUGGCUUGCCUCCCACACCAGUGGCUCGCCCUUUGCGGACAGAAGGGCCGGUCAUUCGGAUUGACCUGCCCCGGAAGAAGUACCCUGCCUGGGAUGCUCAUUUUAUCGACCGCCGGCUCCGGAAGACCAUUCUGGCGCUGGAGUACGCCUCUCCUGCCACGCCUCGGUUGCAGUACCGGAGCGUGGGGACCUCCCAGGAGCUGCUGGAGUACGAGACCACGGUGUAGGCCACAGUCUCCCCCACAAGGAGGGACAGGCUUGGCUGACCCCACAUCAACCACAGUGUUGAGCCCGGAAUUUCAGGGCCACCCAGCUAAAGGGGUGUGGAUCUGUUGGUCCAAGGGUAGAGUGGCCCACCAUUGGGUUCUUUCAGGGGAGGGGACAGCCCUGUGGAGGCCCCAGCCCUAGGCCCUGUUUUCAGCCCUGUGGCCCAUUUCCUAAACUCCCCUGAACUAGGGCCCAGGGAAUCAACUGGUGCUACACUCCUCAUUAGCUGCCCCAUUUUCAC
Messenger RNA from Zalophus californianus (California sea lion), 2027 nucleotides. It is a transcript of the gene XKR7, whose product is annotated as XK related 7. Gene Ontology annotation, cellular component: plasma membrane. Bases 1 to 1746 code for a protein of 581 amino acids. The transcript has 3 exons. The record is from RefSeq and is a predicted model, not a curated record. Lineage: Eukaryota; Metazoa; Chordata; Mammalia; Carnivora; Otariidae. Gene Ontology annotation, biological process: phosphatidylserine exposure on apoptotic cell surface; engulfment of apoptotic cell; apoptotic process involved in development.